This is a messenger RNA of Prorocentrum cordatum, 2319 nucleotides long. The record is from the annotation of a GenBank genome assembly. Lineage: Eukaryota; Dinophyceae; Prorocentrales; Prorocentraceae.
GCCGAAUCUUGCAGGAUUCUGCAAGGCCUGACUGACCUGGGUCUGGAUUGACCCCAGGUUAAAAGAUCCCCGGAAGAAGGUCCCAAAACAGGCCAAGAGGCCUCCAAGACGGCCCAAUAGGUCUUCCGUAGCCAUUUCGGCUCAAGCUGCAGCGGCAGCAGCGCCAUCGGGGCUGUCACAAUUAAGGACAUCCUCUGCACAACAUAUCCAGUUUCCGAACUUUUCUUCGCGACAAUGACGCACGGCUUGUAUGCGUGCCUUAUUGUCUUACUGUUGCCGAGCGUAAUUACCUGCGUCCGCUUUUCAAAAUCGAUUGGGGUCGAGUCUCAGAAUGCGCUUGCCUCGUCAAGUGUGCCAGUGGCGCUGGCGACGGAGACGUCGUGCGGCGGCUACGGGUGGGUCAUUCCGAGUGGGAACCAUAAUCCGAAUUGGGGGUGCCCAUCUGGAGUAGAGAUCUGCGGCCAUUUCGGUUCGUACACCGUCUUUUCGGUAUCUCAGACGCUCCAUGGGUCCGGCUCUGCGACAAUUGAUUUCCAAAACACUUGGGGCACCGACGGCUUCAGAGGGGUUGUGAGGUUGUAUUUGAAUAACAAUCUCCAAAGGACUUUGACGAAAUAUGAAAGGGCUUCGGUGACUCUGAACUUCGUGAGUGGCGAUGUUCUUAAGGUCGAUGAGUGGGAUACCGUCCUAGCAGUGCACAGCGUCACGUUCAGUUGCCCGACGCCGUCCCCCACGCCGAGUCCGACGCCGAGUCCCACGGAGGCGCCCAUCAACAGCGGCCCAAUGGUCAAGGGCAUCGGCGACCCGCAUCUCGCCAACACGCUCGGCCAGAAGUUUGACCUGCUUCAGGCUGGGUACCACACUUUGGUUCAAAUCCCCAGGUGGGAGCGGCGUCGGAUUAAUUUCCUCGUGGAGGCGAGGGCGAGUCGCGCUGGGAGUGGGUGCGCUGAUCUAUAUUUUACGGAGGUCAACAUCAGCGGCACGUGGGCUCGUCGUCACAGGGCAACGGGCUUGCGUUGGGACGCCGAGGCUACGAGGCUGGCCAAACCAACAUGGAUGACCUUCCACAAUGUGGUCAAGGUCAAAAUUGUACAUGGCCGCACAGCCCAGAACACGAAAUACCUCAACAUCUUCAUAAAGGGGCUGCACGAGACAAGGGUCCCAGUGGGUGGCCUCCUCGGGGAGGACGACCACACUGCGGCCACCACCCCAGACAAGGGUUGCAAAGACAUCAUGACGCUGUGAGUCUUCUCCCGCCCGGGUCCCAAAGUGCAGAGUGUUUGCGGGACGAGGCUCCAGGAAGCUGGCGGGGUCGGCCGUGGUGGAGGGUCGGGGAGGAUCCAUCUCUCGUUCGAGUGCCGUGUGGGAUACAUAAUGCGGGGGCAGUUAAUUGCAUGGCGCUGCAGCCCAGGGUAGCAGCGCCUUUCACGCAGCAGUAUCCAGCGAGCUGCAGCCCAAGGUAGCAGCUCAUGUACAGCGCUGGACUGUGGUCUUGUACUACAAGAACUGAGAUACACAGUUGCUUUUUUGUUCGUUUUGAUCCCUAGCCCUAUCUUCCGAGGCGGCCUUCAAUCGGUCGUGUUUACCCUCCAUCCUACCGCAUUUUCAUUCUCAGCGCGCGUUUGGUGCAGCUCGCGGUUGGCGCGCAUUUGGCGCGUCGGCUUCUUCGCCGUCGGGUAACUGACUUGUUCCCUGACUGCCAGAAAGUGCGGCAAGAAAACGGCCCAAUAGGUCUUCAAGAGGCCUCCCAGGAGUGCCCGGAGAGGCCAACACCAUUGACCAUCCGUAGGUUUUUGAAGAAGUUGGAGGUUCUCGCAUGUUCAGGUUGGGGUGGCCUUCGCUGUGAUGUUCCUGCGGGCCCGAUCGGCCGCCCCCGUCCGCGAGAGCCCAGCAGGCGAGAGCGGAGGGCCCCGUGCGGCGCCCGCGCGUGGCACCGCCCGGGCCACGAGAGGUGUGCGCGGGCUGCUCUUGCCGCGGUGGGAGCUCGGCAACAGAGCAGCCUCCUCCCCGAUCCCCCAUCCGCCCCUCCAUGCCCCUCCCCCUGACCCCUCCAUUCCCCCCUUCCCCGCCUGCCUUCCCCCUCCCUGCCUCCACUCAGCCAUACCCCCCGCCCCGUCCGCCUGGCCAUUCCAAGGGCCUCGUGCUAAGUAGCAGAGGGCUGAGGCGCACUGACCUCCAUGGGUGUUCUAAUUACUAAUACUAUGUGUGCGUCGCCCCCCCCAGGGGCGACGCGCGCGCCGAGAAAUCUGACAGUACAUGCGUCGUGGCGGGCGUUUUCCGGCGACAUCGUUCGGAAAACGAUCUACUACAAGAUGGACC